Messenger RNA from Blastomyces dermatitidis ER-3, 1755 nucleotides. Its product is annotated as protein farnesyltransferase subunit beta. Gene Ontology annotation, cellular component: protein farnesyltransferase complex. Lineage: Eukaryota; Fungi; Ascomycota; Eurotiomycetes; Onygenales; Ajellomycetaceae. The record is from RefSeq and is a predicted model, not a curated record. Gene Ontology annotation, biological process: protein farnesylation. The coding region runs from base 1 to 1755 and encodes 584 amino acids. The transcript is spliced from 7 exons. Gene Ontology annotation, molecular function: protein farnesyltransferase activity.
AUGAUCAGAGGCAAAUAUCGCCGUCCAGUCCGCUUCCCCACGACCGCCCCAUAUAACAAAGAAUCUGCCCCAGGGACAGCAUCGGCAUCAUCAUCGGCAUCAUCAUCUCACGCCCGCCUCAGAACAACCAUAAGCAGGUUGCAUGGCCGUAGCGGCACUCAUAGGGACAACACCUUACAGCAACGACACAAGCAACCGCAGUUGAAAUCCGAUUCAUCCCCCCACACUACUCCUACUACCACCACUGCUACUACUGCCAUUGGGGAACCUUCAUCAAGCUCACCAGUGCACCCUCAUUCGCACGACAAGCGGAGUAAAAAGAAGAAGAAGAAGAAGAAGAAGAAAAAGAAUAACAUGGCUGCCCCACCAAGCCUCCCCGCUCAACCCCACUAUCAAAAGAGCAUUCCGGACCUAUUCACACAGCUACCCCUCAUCCGCGACCAGUUGGUUACGGAGACUUCGAAGACGCAGGAUGCCACGGUUGACCAGUGUCUCCCGUUCCUGAAGGGGCUGGCCAGUUCGCAGAAUGGCCCGUUCAAUCGAUUUGGUGUGCCAAGGCUGGACCGGGACGAGCAUGUUUCGUUCCUAUAUGACUCGCUCGAGUCUUAUCCGGAGCGUUUUGUUGGGCUUGAUUCAAGUCGUCCGUGGAUGGUCUAUUGGGCGUUGGCGGGAUUGCAUUUUUUGGGAGAAGAUGUUACGAAGUUUCGGGAGCGAGUCAUAGCUACUGCUGCCCCGAUGCAAAACCCCACAGGGGGUUUUGGCGGAGGGCACGGUCAGAUGUCGCAUUGCGCUUCUUCUUACGCACUUAUACUUUCUCUAGCCCUGGUGGGCGGGCAGGAUGCAUUUAAACUAGUCAAUCGGACAGCGAUGUGGCGAUGGCUGGGGAAAUUGAAGCAAGCAGAUGGUGGCUUUCAGGUAACCCUUGGCGGUGAGGAGGAUGUACGAGGUGCAUACUGUGCGAUGGUGAUAAUUGCAUUGCUGGAUCUUCCGCUCCAACUCCCUCCGGAUUCGCCCGCUAGACAUGCUGGCCUAGACACCUUCAUAAGCGGGCUGCCAGAAUAUUUGUCUAGAUGUCAAACCUUCGAAGGUGGCAUUUCUGGAAGUCCGGGGACGGAAGCACACGGUGCAUAUGCAUUUUGUGCUUUGGCAUGUCUAUGCAUUCUUGGCGACCCUAAGGAGAUGAUCAAUAGAUAUAUGGAUCUUCCGCUCUUGAUAUCAUGGCUCUCAGCUAGACAGUGUGCCCCUGAAGGUGGGUUCGCGGGAAGGACUAACAAACUGGUCGAUGGAUGUUACAGCCACUGGGUUGGCGGUUGCUGGCCCUUGAUCCAAGCCGCAGUCAAUGGCAUCCAGUCUACAUCCACCCCGUCAUAUUCAAGAUCUGGCAGUCUUUUCCACCGCGAAGGAUUGACGCGAUAUAUCCUCAGUUGUUGUCAAGGGCCCCAUGGCGGACUACGAGAUAAACCAGGCAAAAACCCCGAUUCCUACCAUACCUGUUAUAUCCUCUCUGGAUUAAGCACCGCCCAGCACCACCACUUCAAUACAGGCGUUGCAUCGGUGACAGGACCCGACAAUCCUUUUCCGUCCGCAUUUUCCUGGUCGCAUGCACCUGUAACCGCUUCAACGGAACACGACCAGUCUACUAUCGUUUUUGAUGAAGGAGAUCGACUAGAAGUGGUCCAUCCUCUCUUCGUGAUCCCGCAUCGUGCAGCGGAGAAUAUGCGGGAAUGGUGUGAGAAGUAUCCUCUCCAAAUUUGA